Molecule: messenger RNA, 1912 nt
Organism: Dermochelys coriacea (leatherback sea turtle)
Lineage: Eukaryota; Metazoa; Chordata; Testudines; Dermochelyidae
Gene: CHRNA10
Product: cholinergic receptor nicotinic alpha 10 subunit
Exons: 5
Coding region: 1-1659 (552 amino acids)
Biological process (GO): signal transduction; monoatomic ion transmembrane transport; chemical synaptic transmission
Cellular component (GO): postsynaptic membrane; neuron projection; synapse
Molecular function (GO): acetylcholine-gated monoatomic cation-selective channel activity; transmembrane signaling receptor activity
Source: RefSeq, a predicted model, not a curated record
AUGGAACCGUCAGACACUAGCAGUCGCGAGUGCAAGGAAAGAACUUUCUCAGCAGCUGGAUCCAGACGAGAGCAUCUGCAGCCGUCGCUCAGGGGUUUGCAUGCACUGCUUAUCAGGGCUGGGUUCUAUAGAGCCCCGCUGCCCUUUGCUUCCCAGUUCCCCUCCAGCUUUGCUGUGUGUCUCUUAUCUAUUUAUUUAGGCUGCUCGGGGGCUCAGGGAAAAUUCGCCUACAAGCUGCUCCACGACUUGUUUGCCAACUACUCCAACGCUCUGCGACCAGUGGAGGACACGGACCGGGUGCUGAACGUCACCCUGCAGAUCACGCUGUCCCAGAUCAUCGACAUGGACGAGAGGAACCAGGUCCUGACUGCCUACCUAUGGAUCAGGCAGGUGUGGGUGGAUGCCUACCUGAGCUGGGAUAAGGACGAUUACGAUGGGAUCGACACCAUCCGCAUACCUAGUAGUUACGUAUGGAGACCUGACAUAGUCCUAUAUAACAAUGCGGACAACCAGUUCACAGGCUCCAUGGAGACCAACGUGGUGGUCCGCUACGACGGGCGGGUGAUGUGGGACUCCCCCGCCAUCACCAAGAGCUCCUGCAAGGUGGAUGUCUCCUACUUCCCCUUCGACGGGCAGCAGUGUCGACUGACCUUCGGCUCAUGGACCUACAACGGCAACCAGAUCGACCUUGUGAAUGGGCUGGACACAGGCGACCUGACUGACUUUGUGGAGAACGUGGAGUGGGAGGUGCUGGGCAUGCCAGCCAAGAGGAAUGUCAUCAUCUAUGGCUGCUGCUCGGAGCCCUACCCCGACAUCACCUACACGCUGAUUCUCAAGCGACGCGCCUCCUUCUACUUCUUCAACCUGCUCCUCCCCUGCGUCAUGAUCUCCUUCCUGGCCCCGCUGGGCUUCUACCUCCCAGCCGACUCUGGGGAGAAGGUCUCCUUGGGAGUGACAGUCCUGCUGGCGCUCACCGUCUUCCAGCUGCUGGUGGCAGAGAGCAUGCCGCCCUCCGAGAACGUGCCGCUGAUUGGAAAGUAUUACAUUGCCACCAUGACCAUGAUCACAGCCUCCACCGCACUGACCAUAUUCAUCAUGAACAUUCACCACUGCGGCCCAGGAGCCAAGCCCGUGCCCAAGUGGGCCAAGAAAUUCAUCCUGCAGUACAUGGCCCAGCUAUUCUUUGUCUAUGAGGUGGGGGAGAGCUGCAAAAGUCCCAAGCGGCAACUGGGCCACCUGCCCACAAUCCAGGUGGUGAGCGGCAGGGCUGCCAAGGAGGAGCAGAAAGCCCAGACAAUGGAGGAGAACUCUGAUGCAAUGGGCCGGGAAAAGUCUUUGCAGCAGGAGUUGCUGCCGCAGGGGCUCAGCAGUCUCUCUGGCCAGCAGGACUGGAAAGAGACCGGGACACGUACGAACCCAGAGUGCGGCCAGGAGGGGCAGCAGCACCAAGUCUGUGUGAAGAGCCCGUGCCUUUGCCACCACAACAGCCUGCUGAGGAAUGUUGAGGACAUUGCCAACUGCUUCCGGGACCAAAAGGCAGCUCAGAAACAGAGCGGUGAGUGGAAGAAAGUGGCCAAGGUCAUGGAUCGCAUCUUUAUGUGGAUCUUCUUUGUUAUGGUUUUCUUCAUGAGCAUGCUCAUCAUGGGCAAAGCCAUCUGAAGAGCCCUCGGCACGCAACGCCCGCUAGUUAGCUAGGACCUUUCCUCUUGCCCUGUUGGAGCUGUGGGUGCACAUGUGUGGGCAGCCUGGGAUGGUCCAUCCCGGGGCUGCUGUGGAAACCAUUGCACAGGAGGUCUCACUAAUAGCAUAUUCUCCUAGUUCCAUAGAGAUCUAUUCUUUGGCAAUCCUAGAACCUGUCUUCCCCCAUGAGGAUGGCACAUGUUACUGCUGCAGCCACACAGCUGGUUUGAAA